AUGAACUCACGUUUCGUAAAUUGGGUACGUUUUUGGAAGGACAGUGAAUACGCGCAGCAUUAUGAGAACGCUGAAAAUUCCGGUCGCAACACGAAAAAUGCGCACGACAGUAUCGCUCCGAACGAGCAAGGUGGUGUGAGCAAUUGUACUGAUACUAAUAUGCAUAGUGGUGCAACAGACAGCAUGAACAACGAAAACGAUGAAAUUUCUCGCGCGAGCGCAGAUUUCAGCGGAAACAAGAGCGAAGAUUUCAGCGGCGACAAGAGCGCAGAUCUCAAUGGCGACAAGGGAACAGAUUUCAACGGCGACAUGAGCACAGAUCUCAGUGGCGACGAGAGCUACGUGAGUGACGAAACUUCCCGCAUGGACGCGAGCGUAGAUUUCAACGGUGACAAGAGCCGUGUAAACAACGAAAUUUCCCGCAUGGACGCGAGCGUAGGUUUCAGCGGCGACAAGAGCGAAGAUUUCAACGGUGACAAGAGCCGUGUAAACAACGAAACUUCCCGCAUGGAUGCAAGCGUAGAUUUCAGCGGCGACAAGAGCGAAGAUUUCAACGGCGACAAGAGCCGUGCAAACAACGAAACUUCCCGCAUGGACGCGAGCGUAGAUUUCAGCGGCGACAAGAGAGAAGAUUUCAACGGCGACAAGAGCCAUGUAACCGACGAAACUGCUCGCAUUGACGCGAGUGCAGAUUUUAGCGGAGACAAGAGCGAAGAUUUCAGCGGUGAUAAGAGCUAUGUAAACGACGAAACUGCUCGCAUUGACGCGAGUGCAGAUUUCAGCGGAAACAAGAGCGAAGAUUUCAGCAGCGAUAAGAGCUAUGUAAACGACGAAACUGCUCGCAUUGACGCAAAUGCGGAUUUCAGUGGAGACAAGAGCGAAGAUUUCAGCGGCAAUAAAAGCGAAAAUUUCAGCGGCGACAAAAAUGUAAACGACGAAACUGCUCGCAUUGACGCGAGUGCAGAUUUCAGCGGAGACAAGAGCGAAGAUUUCAGCGGCGACAAGAGCUAUGUAAACGACGAAACUGCUCGCAUUGACGCGAGUGCAGAUUUCAGCGGAGACAAGAGCGAAAAUUUCAGCGGCGACAAGAGCUAUGUAAACUACGAAAAUGCUCGCAUUGACGCGAGUGCAGUUUUCAACGGAGACAAGAGCGAAGAUUUCAGCGGCGGCAAGAGUGCAGAUUUCAACAGCGACAUGAGCACAGAUCUCGGCGACGAUAAGAGCUAUGUAAAUAACGAAACUCCUCGCAUCGAUACAAGCGCAGAUUUCAGCGGCGGCAAGAGCGCAGAUCUCAAUGGCGAUAUGAGCGCAGAUCUCAGCGACGAUAAGGGCUAUGUAAAUAACGAAACUCCUCGCAUUGAUGCGCAUUGA
Harpegnathos saltator (Jerdon's jumping ant) is the source of this 1371-nucleotide messenger RNA. RefSeq names its product dentin sialophosphoprotein-like. The coding region runs from base 1 to 1371 and encodes 456 amino acids. NCBI's taxonomy places the organism in Eukaryota, Metazoa, Arthropoda, Insecta, Hymenoptera, Formicidae. The transcript has a single exon. The record is from RefSeq and is a predicted model, not a curated record.